Acanthosepion pharaonis is the source of this 795-nucleotide messenger RNA. NCBI's taxonomy places the organism in Eukaryota, Metazoa, Mollusca, Cephalopoda, Sepiida, Sepiidae. The record is from the annotation of a GenBank genome assembly.
AUGGGAGUGGAGGAACAGCCGUCUCUUUUCAAAUUUCAUAGUUUCUCUUUCUUUCACUCACACAGCAGGCAACAGCUUCAAAAAGACUCGACUCUCUCUUUCUUUGCUCUCCUCGCUCUUUCUUUGCUCUCUCCUCUUUCUUUGCUCUCUCGCUUUCUUUCUCUUCUUUCUUUGCUCUCCUCGCUCUUUCUUUGCUCUCCUCGCUCUUUCUUUGCUCUCCUCGCUCUUUCUUUGCUCUCCUCGCUCUUUCUUUGCUCUCCUCGCUCUUUCUUUGCUCUCCUCUUUCUUUGCUCUCUCGCUCUUCUUCUCCGCUCUUCCAUUAGCUCUCCGCUCUCCUUUCUCCUUCGUAAGCUCUCCUUCUCGCUCUUCGCUCUCCUUCGUCGCUCUCCUUUCUCCUUCGUCUCUCCUUCAUUCUCCUCUCGUCGCUCUCUUUCUCUCUCCGCUCUCUUCUCCUCUCGCUCUCCUUCGCUCUCUUACCCGCUCUCCUCCUCUCCUUCUCCGCUCUCCUUCUCCGCUCUCCUCUCCUUCUCCCUCUCCUUCUCCCUCUUUCCUCUCUCCUUCUCGCUCUCCUUCUCGCUCUUUCCUCCGCUCUCCUUCUCCGCUCUCCUCUCUCCUUCUCCGCUGUCGCUCUCCUUCGUCGCUCUCCUUCUCCGCUCUCCGCUCUCCUUCUCCGCUGUCGCUCUCCUUCUCCGCUGUCGCUCUCCUUCUCCGCUCUUUCCUCUCCUUCGUCGCUCUCCUUCUCCGCUCUCCUCUCUCCUUCUCCGCUCUUUAUCUAAAUCAAUGCCACUUAACUGA